This is a messenger RNA of Eubalaena glacialis (North Atlantic right whale), 2253 nucleotides long. It is a transcript of the gene ZBED8, whose product is annotated as family with sequence similarity 200 member C. The coding region runs from base 472 to 2253 and encodes 593 amino acids. The transcript is spliced from 2 exons. NCBI's taxonomy places the organism in Eukaryota, Metazoa, Chordata, Mammalia, Artiodactyla, Balaenidae. The record is from RefSeq and is a predicted model, not a curated record.
AAGCCCCCCGGAGAACCCGGAUGAAGCCCGGCACGGCUGGAGCGGCUGGAGCCGGGGACGCCGCGGGCGCUGCUGUCUCACCGCGCCCCGCAGGGUCCUGCUCGGGGGUCGGACACGAGGAACCGCCGCCUUGACUGGUUCCAGCGCCCGGAGGCUGGGCCCCAGCCUGAGCGGAGAGCGAAGUGGAGCCUGAAACGGGCGCCUAAAAGAAGCCCGAGCAUCCCUUGGGCCUGCUCCUCUGGCUCGGAGACGUCGGGUGGAGACCGAGCAGAGUCUUCUUCCCGCGCCGCCGGCGUCCUUAGCUCGCCCGGGCCGCCUCCUAAACGCUCCGUCUUUAUAAUACACCAACAGGUCCUACCAGUUACGAGCUGGUGUUGUUUACAUGCAUUCUCAUAAUUAAACUUCCCAACAGUCCUAUAAGCAAAAAAUCUGCGACACCUCUGGAAUACUACGUGAGAAUUUUGGGGUGCCAUGUCGAAGAAACGCAAAUGGGAUGAUGACUAUGUUCGUUACUGGUUCACCUGUACAACGGAGGUUGAUGGAACUCAGCGCCCACAGUGUGUAUUGUGUAACUCCGUAUUUUCAAACGCUGACCUCCGACCAUCAAAACUGUCUGACCAUUUUAACAGACAGCAUGGUGGUAUAGGUGGGCACGAUCUCAAUAGCCUGAAACAUGUGCCAACACCAUCUGAUCAGAGUGAAACCCUGAAAGCUUUUGGAGUUGCAUCUCAGGAGGAUACCUUACUACAGGCAUCGUAUCAGUUUGCGUAUUUAUGUGCCAAGGAGAAGAAUCCUCAUACAAUAGCUGAAAAAUUAGUGAAACCUUGUGCACUGGAAAUAGCACAAAUAGUUUUGGGACCAGAUGCACAAAAGAAGCUUCAGCAGGUAUCCUUAUCAGAUGAUGUGAUCCAUUCUAGAAUUGAUGAAAUGAGCCAGGAUAUCUUACAGCAAGUUCUAGAAGAUAUCAAAGCCAGUCCUCUUAAAGUGGGUAUUCAGCUUGCUGAGACAACAGACAUGGAUGACUGCAGUCAGCUAAUGGCAUUUGUGCGAUACAUAAAGGAAAGAGAGAUCGUAGAAGAAUUCCUGUUCUGUGAACCAUUGCAGUUAACAGUGAAAGGAAAAGAUGUGUUCAAUCUGUUCAGAGACUUCUUUUUGAAGCAUAAGAUAGCACUCGAUGUAUGUGGCUCUGUUUGUACUGACGGUGCCUCUUCUAUCCUAGGAGAAAAUUCAGAAUUUGUUUCCUGUAUGAAAAAAGAGGUACCUCAUAUCGUGAUCACACAUUGUUUGUUGAACCCUCAUGAACUUGUCACAAAGACAUUGCCUACAAAACUGAGGGAUGCUCUUUUUACUGUGGUGAGGGUAAUAAAUUUUAUCAAAGGGCGAGCUCCAAAUCAUCGCCUGUUUCAGGCUUUUUUUGAAGAAAUUGGAAUAGAGUAUAGUGUUCUCCUUUUCCAUACUGAAAUGAGGUGGCUUUCCCGAGGCCAAAUACUUACUCAUAUUUUUGAAAUGUAUGAAGAAAUAAAUCAGUUUCUUCACCACCAAAGCAGCAAUUUAGUUGAUGGCUUUGAAAACAAAGAGUUUAAAAUUCACCUAGCAUACCUUGCAGAUUUAUUCAAACACCUAAAUGAACUUAGUGCAUCUAUGCAAAGGACUGGAAUGAACACAGUGUCAGCUAGAGAGAAGUUGUCUGCUUUUGUUAGGAAGUUUCCAUUUUGGCUAAAGCGAAUUGAGAAAAGAAAUUUUACCAACUUUCCUUUUCUUGAAGAAAUCGUUGUUUCAGAUAAUGAAGCAUUAUGCAUUGCAGCUGAAAUAACAGUGCACCUGCAACAGAUGAGCAACUUCUUCCACGGAUAUUUCUCUGUUGGAGAUCUUGAUGAGGCAAGUAAAUGGAUACUGGAUCCAUUUCUUUUUAAUUUGGACUUUGUCGAUGAUGGCUAUUUAAUGAAAAAUGAUCUUGCUGAAUUACGAGCUAGUGGCCAAAUCCUAAUGGAAUUUGAGACAAUGAAGCUUGAGGAUUUCUGGUGUGCUCAAUUCACAGUGUUUCCAAGCCUAGCAAAGACAGCUCUAAAAAUCCUUAUACCGUUUGCAACUACAUAUCUUUGUGAGUUGGGAUUUUCAUCACUUUUGCAUUUUAAAACAAAGUCCAGAGGCUACUUGAAUAUGAGUGAUGACAUCCGUGUGGCUAUUUCAAAAAAAGUUCCUCGUUUCUCAGACAUCAUUGAACAAAAACUACAGCUACAGAAGUCACUGUAA